UCUCUGAGUUCAAGGCCAGCCUGGUCUUGAAGAGCUAGUUCCAGAACAGGAACCAAAAAGCUACAGAGAAACCCUGUCUCGAAAAUCAAAAAAAAAAAAAAAAAAAAAAAAAGUUACUUUGGGUAUGUACUGGACCAGCCUGAUUCCUGUAGUUGUUACAGUUAAUUUUCAGUCUUCGUUGCUGCCUGCCAUGCUGCCUGCCAUACCACGGCAUUUGUUAGCUGGCCCUGAGGUCAUUUUUGUAUUCCUGGUACAGCCAUGGCUAUUACCUCUCUUUACUUGGGACCCACUUGUGGGGCUCAGGGCAGCCUGGCCACAUAUAUGGGGCCCAGGUUGCAUAGCUGCCAUGACAGACAGGCUUGAUAGAGACUAGCCAAGAGAGUUUCCAUUUACUGGCAGGCAGCACCCAAUUCCAGGAAAAGCCAUGAGCUGAUACCACCCAGGAUUGGACCAGCAUCUAAGGGAAGUACCUGAAUAUCUUACCCAUUGGAUAAGAUUAAAUAAGAUCACCAGAUGUCCUUGAGCCCAGCAGUACCUAUUCCCUUCCACCAAAACACCCCUAGACAGGUGUUAGCCAGUCAGGGUCUUGAAUCUUGAAAACCCUCUCACCCCAACCUCUACUAUGAUAAAAAGUCUCUCCUGCUCUCCUGGGCAGACUGUUGCAUCGGACACACGGAGAGUCCAAGUUCGGGCUUUAAUUGAAUAAAGGCUCUUGGCUUUUGCAUACGGAUUCAGACUCCUUGGUGGUCUUUGGGGAACUCCAAUUUGGGCAUAACAUUUGGGGGCUCGGGGCUGGAGAGAUGGCUCAGAGGUUAAGAGCACUGGCUGCUCUCCCAGAGGUCCUGAGUUCAAUUCCCAGCAACCACAUGGUGGCUCACAACCACCUGUAAUGAGAUCUGGCACUCUCUUCUGGUGUGUGGGCAUACAUGGAGACAGAAUGUUGUAUGCAUAAUAAAUAAAUAAAUCUUUAAAAAAAAAACAUUUGGGGGCUCAUCCAAGAUCCCCCAAGCCUACAGGGACUACCGCCCAUAGAGCCUUCAGCCUCAAGUCGGCCUCUGAGUUUUCUGUUUUGUGUCUUUCUGCUUGAAUAUCCUUCUGCAAGUGCGUCCAGAAUCAGUACCAGAAACUGUAAGAACCUGUAGACGGUCUAUGCGGACACGUGAAGAGAUCACAGGCCAGAAGAGGGCACCAGACCUCAUUACAGAUGGUUGUGAGCCACCAUGUGAUUGCUGGGAAUUGAACUCAGGACCUUUGGAAGAGCAGGCAAUGCUCUUAACCACCGAGCCAUCUCUCCAGCCCCUGGAACUCAACAUUUGAUCUAAACCAAACACCAAGGGAACCUCUCUCAAAAAAAGUCUUGGGUGCAGGGAGCCACAGGUAUGAGCCAAUAUUCAUGGACUACCCGAAGAACAGUGGAUCUCGGAACGGGUCAGGUAUUCCCCAUUCCUUCCUGGUCAUACCUAACUGCCCCUACUCCUUAUUACGAAUAUACCAACCAUUGGAUAAGAUUAAGAUGUCAUCAAACCCAGAAUGUACCUAUUCUCUUACACACACACACACACACCCUAGACAAAUGUCAGCCAAUCAGGUUGAAUCCUGAAAACCCCCUUACCCCCAACUUCUACCAUGAUAAACGGCUGGGCGCGCUCUGUUUGUACUGCUGCAUCAGACACACAGCCCAAGCCUGAUCUUGAAUAAAUAAAGGCUCUUUUCUUUUGCUUACGGAUUUGGACUCGGUGGUGGUCUUUGGGGAGGGAACCUUGCGGUUUGGACAUGAUUCUCAUUCCAUCUCAAGCUCGCUAGAUUGUCCACGUCAACACACCAUUCUCUGGCCCAAACUCACCGAGCCCCUGUGUCAGAAUCUCUCACUUACUGCUGAGUCCAAAGAGCAAGAUCUCUCCUGGCCCUGCCAUUCCACCUGGGCCAUAAGGAAGGCUAGAUGGGUGGGGCACCUGUUGUUAUCCAGAUUUCCAGGAAGUGCUGCUGUUAGGAGCUUUCAGGUGCCUCCAUUAGCACUCCUCCAGCCGGGAGCCGCACAGAGAUCUGACAGGAUUCUGACUUGCCAUCUCAGGUAAGAAGCUGGGGACGGUGCAUCUGAGCUGGCUGUGGCUCUGGGCACUGUCCACACACCUAGAAUCCCUAGACUGGAAGAGAGUUGAGAGCAGACUACUAUAAGAUAGGACAGACAAAGGGCAGUGGGGGGUUAGGUGCCUAGGCCAGACAUUAGGGACUUAGGAGGUCACAAGGGGUAGGAUACAGUGGUGGUGGAGACCCAGGAAGCUUUUGCUUCUUUCAGGGGCAGACUUAGCACCCUGAAAUUGGGAAAGGGUUGGUAGGGAGACCCAGGAAUCCCAACUGGAGCCGAGGGAAGAAAUAGCUGUUAAGACUGGUAUCCUGAGGUCUGGCACUUGGCAAUCGUUGGAGUCUUCUCAACUCUCAUUUGUUGCCUUUGGGACAGCAACCUUGCUCUGAGAAAUGCGGAAACUGGGGUUCACUUUCCUGUGUGGGGCAACCCCACCCCAUUUGCCUCAGUAAGUUCUAUGAAGGCCUGAGGGAGAUUUGCGGUCUGUGUGUCACGAUUGCCUCACUUUCAACACGCAGGGAAGAUUAGCUAUUCCAGUUCCUAGUUGUCUGGAACUGGGAGCCCUUGCUUGACCCCAGGCUGUGAAAGGCAGUAGAUUAAAAAUCAAGAGUCAGGGACUGGAGAGAUGGUUCACUGGCUGCUCUUCCAAAGGAUCUGGUUUCAGUGCCCAACACCCAUAUGGUGGUUCAUGACCAUCUGUAAUUCCAGUUCUGGGAGAUGAGACAUUUUCUUACUUCCAUGGACACCAGGCAUAUAGGUGCAUAUAUGUACAUGCAGACAAAACACUCAUACAUUAAAUAAUAAAUCUAAAAAAAACACAAAGUCAGAUGUGGUGACCCACCUGUUGUAAUUCCAGCUUUUGGGAGGUAGAGGCAGGAGUUCCGGGGCAUCUUUCACUACAAAGCAGGUUUGAGGUCAGUCUAAGCUAGACAUGACUGUCUUAAAGCAAAACAACAAAAAGCCCUUUCUGACCCAAUACAUCUCUCACUGUUGGUCCAGGCGUAAUGUCUCUGUUUGAAAGUGUCACAAGAUCCCUGGUCCAGGAGUUGGAUUCUGGAGGGGAUAUGAUUCCUGUCAAAAGUAUGGUUGACGCUGGUGCAUUCAAAUGUGGUUAUUUGGUGAGAGGACGGAAGAGGGUCUGGGGAUGGGCCUACUACCGCAAGACAGACCUCACCCUGGAGGACAUACUGGACGAAAAGGACGAAGGACUAUUUGGUAGGCUGCCUGCAGGAUUUAGAGGUGAAAAGGCUAAAUUCCAAGUCCAGGAUAAAACAGAUUCAAAGCUGUCAGUAAAACUGUUGUCAGCAAUAUUGCCAGCAAAAUUGUCAGCAAUAUUACCGGCAAAAUUCCCUGAAGAAAUACUUGCCGUUGAAAGACUACGGUCCUGUGAUUGGAAAACCACCAUAAUACAUAGGAAGAUAACCCAGAGAUAUUUGGAUUUCCUUGUCAACAAGAAGGUGAAGCAGAAACUACCCGCUUCAUUUAAAACAAUUAAUAUGAAAGAAAAUAUAUAUCUGGUGACAGAAACUCUGGAGACAGAAGACGAGGAAACCCUACAAAGAAAAAUGGGCUAUAAAAUUUUGUGCUCACUUCUUAAGAACUAUGAAAAAAAGAGCCAACGCAAAAUCACCGUCCCUGCCAACACGAUCCUGGCCUAUCGAAUGAAGCAGCUCAUCUUCGAAAAUGGGUCAAUAUCUCUUGACUUCUGGAAUGAAGGAAGAAGAAGGUCUUUUCAAGGAGAAACGCCUCUAGGAACACAGGGAACUACUGAAACUUUGAAGGAGCACGUAGAGAACACAGGGAGAAGCCUGCAGGAACUGGAUGAGAAGCAGAAGAAUGUGCUAUGCUCUGCCACUACAUGCGCCAUCAAGGAAGGGGGGCUGGAGGACCUGGAACAGAAAGUUUCUGCUGUCUUGUUCUCUGAUGCUUCGACGCAGACUGAGGGCCCAGCAGGUCCUCUCAUUCGCACCCUUCAUGAUAAUGCCGGGUGCUUGGUAAAAGCACGUGCAGAAGCCAUUCUGAUGCUCUUGGAUGCCUUAAUAGCCCUAUCUGACAAUGCCGAGUAUGUGAACGAAGCACUGGAGAAUGGGAAGCUGCAUUUGCUGAGGGACCAGGUGAGACACUGGAUAGAGAGGGCUAGGGCCAUAGUAGAGACCAGUGCCUGUGUUCUGGAAGGACUUGAAAACCCCACAGUACAGCCCUUUUUACUCUGUAGUUACUGCCUGCUCAUGUCUGUGCAGCAGGUUUGGGACAGAUUUGACAUGUUCUUCUGCCUGCCAGUGGGCAAAGAGGAUAGAAAAAGACUAGUCCAAGAUGGCGUCUGGUGCCAUCCUGAGUGCCUGCUGCUAUGUGGAGAUGGUGUGGGGUUCUUCAGCUUUGCAGGAAGAAUUCCAUGAUGGCUCUAAUGUCUGUCACAGCUCAGAACGAAGGGCUGUGGCCAGCUGUUGGCCAUUGUGGUCUGGGUGUGUAUGCGUGUGUGCGUGUGCAUGCGCGUGUGUGAGAGCGCCUAGCUUUUAAUCUGGUGAGUUUCCUUUCAGGUGGAGUCAGUCCUCCAGAAGAAUUGGGGUGAUCAGCUUAACCAGAAUGUGCACUGUGACCCUGAGGCACGGAGCCUCUGUAUCAUGUAUAUUGCUUGCUCUCUCCUGCUAGCU
Molecule: messenger RNA, 4734 nt
Organism: Alexandromys fortis (reed vole)
Lineage: Eukaryota; Metazoa; Chordata; Mammalia; Rodentia; Cricetidae
Gene: Gsdmb
Product: gasdermin B
Exons: 9
Coding region: 3088-4479 (463 amino acids)
Biological process (GO): defense response to bacterium; pyroptotic inflammatory response
Molecular function (GO): phosphatidylinositol-4-phosphate binding; phosphatidylserine binding; phosphatidylinositol-4,5-bisphosphate binding
Source: RefSeq, a predicted model, not a curated record